CUCCUCUUCUUCUCCCCCGACACUUCUCUUUCGCUCCCGAGCUUUCGUAGCCUUCUCUAGUUUUUCUCCCUUUUCAAUUCUACUGCUUUCGCUGGAAGCGAAGUGAAUUAUAGCGCUGACAAUGGCGGUGGAGACCGUGGUGCCCUCUGCAAGCGCGAACGGGGGCAAACUCAGUCCGGCGGCCAACGAGAAAGACGCCGAGAAGCUGAGGUUCAUCGAAGAAAUGACCGCCAACGCCGACGCCGUGCAGGAGAAGGUUCUCGAAGAGAUACUGACCCGCAACGCUGAGACCGAGUACCUUCGAAGGUAUGAGCUCGGUGGCGCCACCGACCGGGCCACCUUCAAGGCCAAGGUCCCCGUUGUCACCUACGAGGAUCUGCAGCCGGAGAUUCAGAGGAUUGCCAAUGGCGACCGCUCAGCCAUCCUAUCCGCCCACCCCAUAUCGGAAUUCCUCACCAGCUCGGGGACGUCUGCCGGAGAACGGAAGCUGAUGCCAACCAUCAAAGAAGAACUCGAUCGAAGGCAGCUCCUUUACAGCCUUCUCAUUCCAGUGAUGAACCUUUACGUGCCGGGGCUGGACAAGGGAAAGGGCCUCUAUUUCUUAUUCGUCAAGUCGGAGACGAAGACGCCCGGCGGGCUGACGGCGCGUCCGGUGCUGACGAGCUACUACAAAAGCCAUCACUUCAAGAGCCGCCCGUACGAUCCGUACAACGUCUACACCAGUCCGACGGCGGCGAUCCUCUGCUCCGACGCGUUCCAGAGCAUGUACGCGCAGAUGCUCUGCGGCCUGCUCCAGCGCCUAGACGUGCUCCGCGUAGGUGCCGUCUUUGCCUCAGGCCUACUCCGCGCCAUCCGCUUCCUCCAGCUCCACUGGCAGGAGCUGUCCCACGACAUCGCGAGUGGCUCGAUCACCGCCAAGGUCACCGACCCCUCGAUCCGCGCCGCCGUGGGUGAGCUCCUGGUCGAGCCGGAUCAGGAGCUUGCACGAUUCGUGGCUGCCGAGUGCGGCAAGGGAGAUUGGGCGGGGAUCAUCACUAGAAUCUGGCCCAGCACUAAGUACCUGGACGUGAUCGUGACGGGCGCCAUGGCGCAGUACAUCCCCACUCUGCAGUUCUAUAGCGGUGGUCUCCCCAUGGCCUGCACCAUGUACGCCUCCUCGGAGUGCUACUUCGGGCUCAAUCUGAAGCCGAUGUGCGAUCCCUCCGAGGUCUCCUACACCAUCAUGCCCAACAUGGCCUACUUCGAGUUCCUGCCUCACGGCCAUGGCCACGGCCACGGCCAUCCUCUGCAACAGGACAAGGCGCCGAAGCUGGUGGAUUUGGCCCACGUGGAGGUGGGGAAGGAGUACGAGCUGGUGAUCACCACUUACGCCGGGCUGAACCGGUACCGCGUCGGCGACAUCCUACGGGUGACCGGUUUCCACAACGCGGCGCCGCAGUUCCGGUUCAUCCGCCGCAAGAACGUGCUGCUGAGCAUCGAGUCUGAUAAGACCGACGAGGCGGAGCUGCAGAAGGCGGUGGAGAGCGCGUCCGCGCUGCUCAGGCCGUACGGCGCCAGCGUGGUGGAAUACACUAGCCACGCGUAUACCAAGUCCAUCCCAGGACACUACGUCGUCUACUGGGAGCUGCUGGCCCAGGUGGGCGGCUCGGCAGAGGCGCUGGCGGCGGCUCUAGCUCGUGACGGGGUGAUGGAACGGUGCUGCCUGGGGAUGGAGGAGGCCCUGAACUCGGUGUACCGCCAGAGCCGUGUAGCGGACGGCUCCAUCGGGCCGCUCGAGAUACGGGUGGUCACCGGAGGCACCUUCGAGGAGCUCAUGGACUACGCCAUCUCCAGGGGCGCGUCCAUCAACCAGUACAAGGUGCCGCGCUGCGUCACCUUCCCGCCAAUCCUCGAGCUGCUCGAUUCCCGCGUCGUCUCCGCCCACUUCAGCCCCGCCCUUCCCCGGUGGUCGCCUCACCCCAAGAACUGAAGGACACCAGUUCAAGCAGGGUCAAAUCUGAUGGUCAACGAGCCGGCACGUUGAAGGAUGACUAAGCUUUGACUUUUCCAUCCGUUUCGCCCUGUGAUGAAAACAGUAGAAUUUUUUUGUUCCCCUCCUACCUUUUAGAGAUGUGAUAAGGUUUAGCACACUUGAGAUCCUGUUAAUGUAAUGAAUUUUUAGCGUUAAUUGGAUGCCUUUUUCUUGUUCCUAAAUUCCUCAUUAGUGCUAACCUUUCAAUGGUUAUUUGUUAUUUUCA
Molecule: messenger RNA, 2237 nt
Organism: Zingiber officinale
Lineage: Eukaryota; Viridiplantae; Streptophyta; Magnoliopsida; Zingiberales; Zingiberaceae
Product: indole-3-acetic acid-amido synthetase GH3.8-like
Exons: 3
Coding region: 122-1969 (615 amino acids)
Cellular component (GO): cytoplasm
Molecular function (GO): acid-amino acid ligase activity
Source: RefSeq, a predicted model, not a curated record